GCCUGCGUUAUCAAUCGCUGGACGCGAGCAGCACAAGCCAUGAAGAGACGUCGUCUCCUUGAGACACAAUGAUCGAGCCGGCCGGCGAGGCUAUGGCCAAGCUGAAGUUCAUCGUCCUGGCGGAGCUGGCUCUGCUCUUCUGUGUUCUAGUGUUUCUGUUCUACAGGACCAGAUCCCAGGGGACGCUGUUAGAGGGUUACGAGGUCAGGUCGACAACAGGAGUCGGCGAUAACCUGUGGAAAGCCGUGGGCGUUAACGUGGAGUCCAGGCGUUACAUUGACGUCAGCGGCGGAGGCGAGAUUCUGGACGAUGUUCAGGCUUACCGCUCAAAUCUUUUGAUUCGAAAUCAAUUUGAUGACGUCGAUCUGAAGGUAGAGCCCAUCAAACUGAACAUCAACAAAUCGGAUGUCAUGGUGGUGCUACACAUACAGAAAACUGGAGGCACAACGUUCGAAACCUACCUCGUCCGCCACACCAACGUGAAACCACCCUGUCAUUGCACUAAAAUGGUCUCUAACUAUAAAAGAGAUGUUUGCACCUGUCUUAACGACAAAGGCCAGGACUGGAUGAUCAACAGACACGCCACAGGCUGGGUAUGUGGUGUCCACGCAGACUUCACAGAGCUGACCGACUGUGUCGACACUUGGUUUAACAGCCAGGACAAUGAGCACCGGGAAAGAAGAUACCAUUACGUCACACUGAUUCGUGACCCAGUGAUACGGUUUAUCAGCGAAUGGCUUCACGUUAGGAGGGGAGCAACAUGGAAAGAGUGCCGCCUUCACUGCGACGGCAGAGACGCCUCAUUGGCAGAGGUCCCUUUUUGUUUCGAUCACGGAACUUGGGCUGGAGUCUCGUUCGAGGAAUUCAUCAAUUGCUCAAGUAACAUGGCGUUCAACCGGCAGACGAGGAUGUUAGCCAAUCUAAGUCUCUCUGACUGCUACAGACUCAACUCAACAAAAACCCAGAAAGAACGUGAUGAGAUUAUGUUGCAGAGUGCCAAACAAAAUCUGAUGAAAUCUUUCAAGUUCUUCUCGCCUCUGGAAUACAUUGAGGAAGGACAACUCCUGUUUGAGCAAACGUUCCUGGGUUUCUCCUUCACCAGGAAGAUGACGUGCAAGAAGUAUUCAGCAGCCACCAACUACGCUGUGCUGUCAGAGAAACACUGGGACCUGGUUGUGGAGAGGAACCUCCUGGACAUCAGGCUCUACCAGUUUGCUAAAGAUUUGUUUCUUCAGAGACUUGCCAGGAUGAACAUACCAGUGCAGCCCAGGAACCACGAGUCCAAAAUUGUCCCAGCUGGCCUGAAAUACUCCGUUGUUACAUUGUAAUCUUUUUUUAAUUUUACGUUUCACACACAGGGUGCAAAUGAAGUUCUCUGUGGUCGAUAAGAACACAAAAUGCAAAUUGACUCAUAGAGCUAGCCCAUCUAUCUCAUUAUGUUUGGUCUUCAUAAGGCUAAUCCAUCUGUCUCAUUAAGUUUGGUCUUCAUAGAGCUCAUCGAACUGUCUCAUUAAGUUUGGUCUUCAAAGAGCUCAUCGAACUGUCUCAUUAAGUUUGGUCUUCAAAGAGCUCAUCGAACUGUCUCAUUAAGUUUGGUCUUCAAAGAGCUCGUCGAACUGUCUCAUUAAGUUUGGUCUUCAAAGAGCUCGUCGAACUAGCUCAUUAAGUUUGGUCUUCAAAGAGCUCGUCGAACUGUCUCAUUAAGUUUGGUCUUCAAAGAGCUCGUCGAACUGUCUCUUUAAGUUUGGUCUUCAAAGAGCUCGUCGAACUGUCUCUUUAAGUUUGGUCUUCAAAGAGCUCGUCGAACUGUCUCAUUAAGUUUGGUCUUCAAAGAGCUCUUCGAACUGUCUCUUUAAGUUUGGUCUUCAAAGAGCUCGUCGAACUGUCUCAUUAAGUUUGGUCUUCAAAGAGCUCGUCGAACUGUCUCAUUAAGUUCUAUACAACCAGGCUUGACUUAACAUUUUAACGCAAAUUGACUCAUAGAGCUAGCCCAUCUAUCUCAUUAUGUUUGGUCUUCAUAAGGCUAAUCCAUCUGUCUCAUUAAGUUUGGUCUUCAAAGAGCUCAUCGAACUGUCUCAUUAAGUUUGGUCUUCAAAGAGCUCAUCGAACUGUCUCAUUAAGUUUGGUCUUCAAAGAGCUCGUCGAACUGUCUCUUUAAGUUUGGUCUUCAAAGAGCUCGUCGAACUAGCUCAUUAAGUUUGGUCUUCAAAGAGCUCGUCGAACUGUCUCAUUAAGUUUGGUCUUCAAAGAGCUCGUCGAACUGUCUCAUUAAGUUUGGUCUUCAAAGAGCUCGUCGAACUGUCUCUUUAAGUUUGGUCUUCAAAGAGCUUGUCGAACUGUCUCAUUAAGUUUGGUCUUCAAAGAGCUCGUCGAACUGUCUCUUUAAGUUUGGUCUUCAAAGAGCUCGUCGAACUGUCUCUUUAAGUUUGGUCUUCAAAGAGCUCGUCGAACUGUCUCAUUAAGUUUGGUCUUCAAAGAGCUCGUCGAACUGUCUCUUUAAGUUUGGUCUUCAAAGAGCUCGUCGAACUGUCUCAUUAAGUUUGGUCUUCAAAGAGCUCGUGGAACUGUCUCAUUAAGUUCUAUACAACCAGGCUUGACUUAACAUUUUAACGCAUCAUGCCGACCUUAGCGCAUAAUUCUAUUGAUCUAUCUUCCUCUACUGAGCUCUACUGACCUUUUCUUGUAUAGACCUCAUUGACCUUUCCUAUAUCAAUAUUAUCAACCUCAACUACCCCGGUCACUGCAUUAAGGCGAUGGACAUAUAAAGUACAUUAUGAAUUAUAUAUGAUUAUAUAUAUAUGUAUAUGUAUUUAUAUACACUAAAACCGUAUGAUGUAUUAACGAAGAAUCCCAUUGUCUGGUUUGUUUCGUUUUAUUAUUAAAUUGUUAAGUUUUUCAUUAGAUAUUUUUUUUUCGGGGUUUCAAGGACAAAGGCAUUUAGUUCUGUUGUAUCGUAUCAUGUUGAGAUCGCAAUAGGAUUUCCUGUAACAUUCUUAAGUCAAAUCAGAUUUUUAAGCGAUAUAACUCUGAUGAACGAAACCAGAUUUAAAAUAAAUGUGGUCGUCCAAGGACUUGGUUUGCAUCGAGAAUGUCAACGAAUGACGCCAUGGCCCAUCUCAAUAACUCACAAGCUUGAACAUUUUAAAUUUACUUUUAUUUAGAAUUCAUUUUCACAUCUUUGUUGCUGUUAAUGUUUUAUUUUCACUUUGUUUAAUGUACUUUGAACAUUUCUGUAGUAGGCUCUUAUUUAAACUUAUAGUCCACUGCGUCCUCCAGAACAAGGGGAAAGUAUAGCGACUACCAUCUCCAGUCUUAGUAAUGUAAUAAAGUUACGCUGUUUGUUUGUUUUUUACAAAGUUAAUAUAAACUCACUCUAUCUGUU
Messenger RNA from Biomphalaria glabrata, 3382 nucleotides. RefSeq names its product heparan-sulfate 6-O-sulfotransferase 3-B-like. NCBI's taxonomy places the organism in Eukaryota, Metazoa, Mollusca, Gastropoda, Planorbidae. Gene Ontology annotation, molecular function: heparan sulfate 6-sulfotransferase activity. The record is from RefSeq and is a predicted model, not a curated record. Gene Ontology annotation, cellular component: membrane. The coding region runs from base 69 to 1328 and encodes 419 amino acids. The transcript is spliced from 6 exons.